Molecule: messenger RNA, 705 nt
Organism: Hydractinia symbiolongicarpus
Lineage: Eukaryota; Metazoa; Cnidaria; Hydrozoa; Anthoathecata; Hydractiniidae
Product: tyrosine-protein kinase BTK-like
Exons: 1
Coding region: 1-705 (234 amino acids)
Biological process (GO): mitotic DNA damage checkpoint signaling; protein phosphorylation
Cellular component (GO): cytoplasm; nucleus
Molecular function (GO): ATP binding; protein serine/threonine kinase activity
Source: RefSeq, a predicted model, not a curated record
AUGCUGAAACAGGAGAUAUUAGGUUCUGGUGUGUUUGGUACAGUCAAAGAAGGUUUUAUACCUAGUAUACAACAGAAGGUGGCAGUAAAGAUUUUUUCAGAAAAACUUGGAAGGACAGAAAUGCUUGCAGAAUGUGCCAUAUCAUUGGAGAUGUCUGGUCAUCCUAAUUUUGCUUUUGUAUUUGGUAUGUGUGAACCGAAUAGGUUGAUUUUAGAGUUUAUUGGCAAUGAUGUGACUGCCCCAACUUUGGGUGAUACUAUAUCAAAUAGUGUUAAGUUGCCAUAUUGGAAGCCAAUAUGUAUUGAUUUAAUACAUGCUUUACAUGACUUACACAACAAAGGGAUAUUACACAAUGAUCUCCAUUCACGUAACAUCUUAUUGCGCAAUUUGAAGCAUGUUAAGAUAAUUGAUUUUGGAAAAGCAACCUUGGUGGAAGACCCAGUCCGUUACUCUAUAAAACCCGGGACUCCAAAGCAUCAAAGAUACAACACCAUUCACAGACACCUGGCAUUCGAAUUGCGCAAUGUACCUGGCUCAUAUGUCUCCUGUGAAACAGAUGUAUAUACAUUGGGAUACAACUUUGAAAGUAUUGCUAAACAUGUUGCAUCAGAAAAGCUUUUGAUGAUUGCAACAAACAUGUUAAAAAACAAACCACAUGAGAGACCUUUGUUGUCUCAAUUGCUUAUUCAACUCAGUAGAUUAUAA